Molecule: messenger RNA, 438 nt
Organism: Talaromyces amestolkiae
Lineage: Eukaryota; Fungi; Ascomycota; Eurotiomycetes; Eurotiales; Trichocomaceae
Exons: 1
Coding region: 1-438 (145 amino acids)
Source: RefSeq, a predicted model, not a curated record
AUGUCUUCGAUAACGAAAAAGCAAUUCUACGGCACCAACUCUCCAUGGGAACUGAGCAUUGGUCAUUAUCGAGCAGUUCGCCACGGCCAAUUAAUUUACGUCUCUGGGUCUACCGCAGCCGACCCUAAGUCAGCCCCCGACGCACCACAAGUUCUUUUCCCAGGCGAUGCCAGACGGCAGGCACGUUAUACACUCGAACAGAUCAUAGACGCUGUUCGAGCCUUAGGCGGUCGAGGUGCUGAGAGCAUUGUGCGAACCAAAAUGUACGUCCAGCGACAGGAAGAUUGUUCUCCCGUAGCGGAGGUUUUCAGGGAUAUUCUUGGAAGACAGAAUGGUGGCGAAAUCGGUACGGCUGCGACUAUGGUGAUAGUGGGCGGUUUCUGCGAUCCACAUAUGCUCGUGGAGAUUGAAUGUGAUGCAGUCGCGGAUGCUGAAUGA